This is a messenger RNA of Wasmannia auropunctata (little fire ant), 1372 nucleotides long. It is a transcript of the gene Nthl1, whose product is annotated as endonuclease III-like protein 1. The record is from RefSeq and is a predicted model, not a curated record. Gene Ontology annotation, molecular function: DNA-(apurinic or apyrimidinic site) endonuclease activity; oxidized pyrimidine nucleobase lesion DNA N-glycosylase activity; DNA binding. The transcript is spliced from 3 exons. Gene Ontology annotation, biological process: base-excision repair; base-excision repair, AP site formation; nucleotide-excision repair. Bases 271 to 1299 code for a protein of 342 amino acids. NCBI's taxonomy places the organism in Eukaryota, Metazoa, Arthropoda, Insecta, Hymenoptera, Formicidae. Gene Ontology annotation, cellular component: nucleus.
CUCCUCGCCUUGCCACUCACACACGGCACGCCAUUUUGAAAAUCGAAACGGCAGCCAGGUCAGAAUACAGAAAGACGAGCGGGCGCAGCUACAGCGAACGGGAACGAACUCUUCACUCCAACCAGUCUAACCUCAACUGACCAGCACGAGCGGGAAUGGUUAUGCCAAUUUCGAAUGGCGCAGCUGUAGAACGUAAUUUUCCUCGUUUUUACUUCGUAAGAAUUAAUUCGAUACGUUGACAGCACGCGUUGACGCGUCUCGUCCGAUAAAAUGAGCAAGCGGUUGAAGCUGUCUGGCCUCUCGUCGGCGUCGAGAACUUUACGCUCGGGCAAGACCCUCGUCAACGCGGACUCCUCGGAGAAAGCGUCGCCCUACUUCGCCGGCGGCGAGAAGAGGACCGGCACGGGGAAACGUACGCCGAUCAAGAUCGAGCACGAUGCGUUGGAGGACGAAGCGAACGUCGAGGGAACGGCGGUCGUGGUGAAGAGCGAAGACGCGGCGGUGCCGACAAACGUUAAAGAUACCAAAACUGAUAAACGUCAGACAAAGACCGAGAAUGAACAGUUGACGGACCCAAAGAAUGUCGAGGAUGAGAAACGAUGGAUGCCAUCGAACUGGGAGACUAUUCUUGAAAACAUCAGAGAGAUGCGAAAGCACGAGACGGCUCCAGUUGACACGAUGGGCUGCCACAAGUGUUCGGAUCCCAACGCCGAUCCUGCGGUGUCCAGAUAUCAAUCGUUAAUAGCUCUGAUGCUGAGCAGUCAAACGAAGGACCAGGUCACGCACGCUGCUAUGCAACGUCUAAACACUUACGGCUGUAAACCGGAUUUGAUAGCGGCUACCCCUGAUGAUGUUCUAGGCAAGCUUAUAUAUCCAGUCAGUUUUUGGAAGAGGAAGGUAGAAUAUAUAAAGCGGACAUCAGUGAUCCUUCUAGAUAAAUAUGGCGGCGACGUACCGAAAACAGUGAAGGAAUUGUGCGAUUUGCCAGGAGUAGGCCCUAAAAUGGCUCACUUAUGCAUGCAAACUGCAUGGGGAGAAGUGUCCGGCAUCGGCGUGGAUACGCAUGUUCACAGGAUUAGCAACAGAUUAGGGUGGGUGAGGAAGCCAACCAAGACGCCGGAGCAGACGAGAACCGACUUGGAGGAUUGGCUUCCCAAAUCACUGUGGAGCGAAGUUAAUCAUCUCCUCGUGGGAUUCGGUCAACAAACCUGUCUACCUCAAUUUCCCAAAUGUUCGGAAUGUCUCAACAAGGACACUUGUCCAUACGUCUCAAAAGGUGGAAAGAUAAAGAAGCGAUGAAUGUAUAUUUAUGUAUGUACACACGAUGUUUAUUACAAAAUAUUAAAUAUGUUUAGAGUUUGCGCAGUAAAUU